AUGCUGGGCCCUGAUGAGUCGCCGGCUAACCCGCAAUGCUCCAAUCCAGCCAAGGGCGUGUGCUUGAUUGAGAAGGUUUUGCACUGGCCCUCUGGAGAUCUUUCUCAAUUCUGCUCGUUCUUCUUCUUCUUCGUAGACUUUUCUUUUUCUUUUUCCUCUUUUCCUGCUUCUCAGCUUUCCCUUUUGUUAAGCGCUUUCCCCUUCACAUAUCGGCUACAGGAUAGUCAGUCCCUUCUUUCCCUUCCAACCCUACUACUUUUUGGGUACCUAUCCCACGCCCCCCAAUCGAUUUGGCUCGCUUCUGCCUCGCUGUUGGUCGAUUGUUGGCUGUUGGUACCGAUUUUUAUUUUUUUGUUCAUUCUUUAA
Messenger RNA from Aspergillus luchuensis, 366 nucleotides. RefSeq lists its product as uncharacterized. The transcript has a single exon. The record is from RefSeq and is a predicted model, not a curated record. The coding region runs from base 1 to 366 and encodes 121 amino acids. Lineage: Eukaryota; Fungi; Ascomycota; Eurotiomycetes; Eurotiales; Aspergillaceae.